Pangasianodon hypophthalmus (striped catfish) is the source of this 2444-nucleotide messenger RNA. Its product is annotated as cadherin-related family member 4. Bases 1 to 1893 code for a protein of 630 amino acids. Gene Ontology annotation, biological process: homophilic cell-cell adhesion. NCBI's taxonomy places the organism in Eukaryota, Metazoa, Chordata, Actinopteri, Siluriformes, Pangasiidae. The record is from RefSeq and is a predicted model, not a curated record. The transcript has 17 exons. Gene Ontology annotation, cellular component: membrane; catenin complex. Gene Ontology annotation, molecular function: calcium ion binding; cadherin binding.
AUGGGUUAUUAUUUUGAGAUCAGUCAGGCGCUUCCUGUUUCCACCAUCAGGCGUUUUCAGAUCGACGGACGAGGCAGAAUUACCUCCAAUCAAACCUUCGACUACCAGAAUGGACCACGGGAGUUUUCUCUGUCUGUGGUUGUGAGAGACAGACAGGCGUCUAACUGCAGUGGGACGGUGAGGAUCAAAGUUCUAAAAGUUUACACUCAGCCCCUGGACUUCCUUCUUCCCGUUCAGAACGUCUCCCUUUUGGAGAACCAAGGAGCAGGAGCUGCGGUUGCGACCGUGCGAGCCGACCCGAGUGUCUCGGCUGUGUUUUACACGUUUGUGAAACUGUACCCACCUUACAAAAUAGGGCGAGAGGACGGCGUCAUCAGAACGGCGUAUAAUCUGGAUUUAGAGGCAGACGCAACCUUAACACAGACGGUUCUGUUGGUUCGGGCCCUCAGCGUUCUGGAGGAUCGUAGUGGAACCGCUACGGUCACCGUAAACGUCCUGGACGUGAAUGAACACCCUCCAUUCUGCUCUCCGUCUGUUAUCAUUUUAACCGUACCCGAGACCACGGAGGUGGGACGCAGUCUGGGCUCGAUCACGUGUCUCGAUAUUGACGUCACCAACCACAGCAUUUCUCUCACACUCAUCGAGAAUGACGUCUCGCGCUUCAGGUUCCGUCUGAGGGACGGCCAGCUGCAGGUGAACAGCAGUUUGGAUUAUGACAUUGAAGGUGUUGCUGCCAAUCACUUCCAGUACGAGGCGACCAUCUUGGCUACUGACUCUGGGAGUCCCGCGUUAUCGACUGAAGUUCAGGUCCUGAUCACGGUGACUCCGGUGAACGAGUUUGACCCGCAGGUGGUGUCACCGCUGGUUCUGCCGGUACCGGAGGAUUCUCAGCGCGGGACGGUCGUGGCUGUGGUGGAGGCUGUGGAUCAGGACUGGCCUUUUCACGCCAUCAGACUCUCCAUCGCUGAGGGACACGCCCUUUUCUCCAUAGACCCCAUAGGAGGGCAGCUGUACCUGAGGUCCGAGCUGGACUUUGAAGAGAAACAUUUCCACACAGUGAAGGUUCAGGCUGUGGACUUUGACCAGGAUGUGGACCGAACCAACCAGCGGACGAGUGUGACGGACAUCACCAUCCAAGUGCAGAACGUGAACGAUAACGCUCCUGUGUGUGACCCCGUCUCAUACGAGUCCACCAUCUUCUCCACUCUGGCCGCUGGAGUCGGCAUCAUCACCCUCACCUGCACAGACGCAGACGGAGACGCGCUCACCGCCACCAUCACCAAUGGUGCUGUGGUGGACCGGUUCCAGAUGAACGGACUGACUCUGUCCUCCAGAAACGUUUUCUCCUUCGUGCCGGACGGUGUGUACGAUGACACCUGGUAUGAGGUCACUGUCAGAGUGUCUGAUGGGAAAUUCAGCACUGAUGCAGUGGUCUACAUCACCGUGGUUCCCUGGAGCACCACAAAACCAACCACGCCCACUACUACAAAAGCUCCUCGGGUGGUGACAGUGCUGAGGGGUGUGUGGGCCCCUGAGCCCUGGUUCGUGGCUGUUCUUACACUCACAGGAGCUUUACUGCUGCUCACAGUCGGACUGCUCACAUGGGCCAUGUGCACACGAAACUCCACUUGGGAAAAAGAGGAGCAGUCACUGAGUCCACAUAGAGACAGUGUGCAGAAGAAAGAUGGGAUGGGAAAUCACACAGCUUCAGAUGAGGGUGAAAAGAUGUCACUAGAUGGCAGCGUGAGUCUCUCCAGAGUGGAAAUACAUGAAGACGUCACAAGAUUUAACGGAAAAGCUCAAGACCCAGUGUCUGGGCGGAGUUACCUGUUUAACUCGGUGACUGGUGAGCGUCGGUGGCUGGACACGCCCACUGCAGACACGCACGUCUAAUAUCCCGCAAGACACACACACACACACACCUGUUCACCUUCCACCUGUCAGGACACUCUCACAUCAAUGCUAACAAGAGGUGAAAGUAACUAGACAUUAGGCCACACCCACUUUCUAGACAAUUCUACAACUGUUUUAAGUCAUCCUGUCCAUUUUAAAAAAUUAUGACGUCAUACAGCGUCAGAAACCACAUCAGCAAGUCUGAGCUGACUGAUGAGACGCAGAUUUAGUUUACUAAGCAGUAAGUUUGCUGCAUGAACCUCCCAGCUCCUCCACCUAAGGUUCAGCUUUCCCUUUAAUCCGAAAUAAUUCCGUGUAAACGUAAAGGGAGAGAAGACAGAUUUCAGAUUUCAUACGUUAUGCGUAUCAGAUUGACGAAGGUGUAAAAUGUCCAGAUGGAAUAGAAAUAAUCUAAUAUUGUCACUAAAUGAUAAAAAUAUCUUAUAAAAGUGCAUGUGACGCAGAGCUGAUCAAUUAUUACGAUCAAUAUUUUAACAAUAACCAAUAUGUAAUGAUAACUAGCAAUUUAUUACAAUCUUACUUUAUAAUCC